Messenger RNA from Ceutorhynchus assimilis (cabbage seed weevil), 984 nucleotides. The record is from the annotation of a GenBank genome assembly. NCBI's taxonomy places the organism in Eukaryota, Metazoa, Arthropoda, Insecta, Coleoptera, Curculionidae.
AUGAGAAAAUUUCUCACGCAAAAGGAGUUAGAGUUGGCCUUGGGGGAGGAGCUAGACGAGCUUCACGAUGAAAAUGAGCAAAUUGACGCUGUCUAUAUUCCACCGGAGGUAGAUCAACUCACUGACGAAGAGGAUCUUUCAGAGGACCCGGAAAAUAUCGUAAAUAGCCAGAAUGGAGACAUAGCAGGAACCUUCGAGAUCCACACCGCUCAAGAUGAUAUUUAUGACGAAUCUGACGAAGAAGAUUUGGCAACAAAACAAGAAGUGUUGAUUUCUGCUUCUAGUUGCGAUGAAUCUACAACAAAUAGUGCAAAUCUGGAAGUCGAAUUUGUAGAAGAUUCAAACAUCUCUCGUGCACAAGACACUUCAACAACAACUUUGAGUCCACAACAUCUAGAUGAUUCAGCGACUGAAAGAGAGUGCUCGACACCGGCACUAAAACGAAAGUCCAAAUCUUCUAGAACUAUAAAAAGUGUAUCAACAUUUGCUUUUGAAGAGAGAUCGCAAAAAAGAAUGAACAUGUUGGAGGGCAUUUAUAAUAACAGAAAAAAGAUCGAGGAAGCUGAGGAUCAUGUCAAUCUUUUUAUGAAAAGUAUUGCCUUAACCGUCAAAAAGUUACCACUAUCGUUAAUAACUAAAGCCAAGAUUGAACAAUUGAAAAAACACAGAGCUGUUAAAAUUAAUGUUGAAUUAUUUGGUCAAUAUGUUUUACAUUCCAAAGAAACUACUGAAACCAAGUCAUUUAAUACUAAAAACAAAAUUAUAACUUCGGAUAGUGAAGAAAUCUUUAAUGGUUUUCUGUCUGUUUUCAAGGAGAAAGUAUUAAUCUUCACCGAAAAUGGAUCUGGAUGGGCGCUGGAAAAAAUAUUGUUUUUGAAAGUUAACGUUAACAAGUAUAAACCUAUUAGAGCUUCUUCAUAUAUUCCUUUACCAAAACAAAUUAAGUACAGAAAAGCUGUAAUUAAUGUUAAAAAUAAUGACUAA